Messenger RNA from Pogoniulus pusillus (Red-fronted tinkerbird), 5198 nucleotides. It is a transcript of the gene MAT1A, whose product is annotated as methionine adenosyltransferase 1A. Gene Ontology annotation, biological process: S-adenosylmethionine biosynthetic process. Gene Ontology annotation, molecular function: ATP binding; methionine adenosyltransferase activity. Gene Ontology annotation, cellular component: cytosol. Bases 3352 to 4542 code for a protein of 396 amino acids. The transcript is spliced from 12 exons. The record is from RefSeq and is a predicted model, not a curated record. Lineage: Eukaryota; Metazoa; Chordata; Aves; Piciformes; Lybiidae.
AAGCUAUAUUUACAGCUUAGCACAAUUUACAAGCAUAUAUAUAUACACACAUAAUGUUUACAGUUGUAUACAGCUUAAUACAGAAACACAAUACCCCUCCCAGAACAAUCAGAGUGCCAGGAUGGCUCCUGAUCCAAACCCCCUCCCUCUUUCCCUCCCUUCAGAAAUAACUAGACCAGUCCCCAUGUAUCUCACAUGAUAAAUCUGGAGAGAUCUGAGGUGAGAGGUCAAAAAAACCAAGGAGGUUAGAGGAAAAAGGGUUAGGUUGGAUUAACAAGUUAAAGCAGCAGCAACCACAGAGACCAAACUGCCAGAAAGAAGGGACAGAACUGAGUGUGUGAGCAGUAUCUCAUCUAUAUUUUGGCUAGUUGUGCUUCUCAGCAGGAAAAUGAGGGAUAUAGGGCACUGUUGGAUUUUUUUCUCUUUCUUCUCACAGCUGAGGGUUUCAUUUCUCUCAGUGAAAUAUUCCAAUUAUCUUCAAAGCAGCACAUAGUAGAGAGAUGUGUUAAAAAAUCUUGUCUGUUUUCCAAAUGAUGAGAUGGUUUUUAUAACACUAGGUGUUUCCCCUAGGCUUUAUGAUAGCCUUGUCUGGUUAUAAUGUGAUAUGAGGCAAACUGCAAGUGUCUACAUUGCAGUUUUGAUUAGUCAAGUCUUAAAAACUUUCCUGCAUUUAUCUCGAAUUUGCAAAUCAAUAAAUUACAUCUGAAACAUAAUCCAGUCUAACCUAUCAUCCAGCCCUAUCCCUUCAGCUAGACCCACGGCACUAAGUCUUUUUUUGAACACAUGCAGGGACAGCGACUCCACCACCUCCCUGGGCACCGCAUUCCAAUGACAAAACACUCUCUCUGGCAAGAACUUCCUCCUAACAUCCAGCCUAUACCUCCUCCAGCACAACUUGAGGCUGUGUCCCCUUGUGGCUGGUUGCCUGGCAGAAGAGACCAACCCCCACCUCGCUACAGCCUCCCUUCAGGUAGUUGUAGACAGCAAUGAGGUCACCUCUGAGCCUCCUCUUCUCCAGGCUAAACAAUUCCAGCUCCUUUAGCCUCUCCUCAUAGUGCUUGUGCUCCAAGCCCCUCACCAGCUUUGUCACCCUUCUCUGGACAUGUUCCAGUAUCUCAACAGUGUGUUGACUUUAAAUACUGUUAAUGGUUCUCAAAGCUUCACUUUAACAAUAUUGGGAAAAUAUUUCAUUUGAUUAAUAUUUAUCUAUAAAAAUAAGUUUUGUAAUCCUUAAAGAUUGCAUUCAUUUUCAUAAUAACCCCAAAUUUCUGUAAUCAAUGAUAUCUUUAGGUUGUCAAGAACGUUCUGUGCCUGCUCAUUAUAAAUGAAAAAGACACCAGCAUUAAGAAAUCUUAAGCUUCAUGGCCAAUACAUGCCUUUGCAUCUCAAAAUGUUCUGCUAGUACAAGUUAGUUGAACAAUUACCAUGAAGUUAUUGCCAGUAUUGUAUGAAGAAAAUAGUCUUCAUUACAGAGUCAGUGUGUGGUUAGUACAUUUACUUCUUCCAGUUUUGGGAUGAAGGAGAUUUUUGUUACAGUUUCACUUUUUCCCAAGGUGGCAAAAUCAUAGAAUCAACCAGAUUGGAAGAGACCUCCAAGAUCAUCCAGUCCAGCCUAGCACCCAGCCCUAUCCAAUCAACUAGACCAUGGCACUAAGUGCCUCAGCCAGGCUUUUCUUCAACACCUCCAGGGAUGGUGACUCCACCACCUCCCUGGACAGCCAAUUCCAAUGUCAAACCACUCUCUCUGUGCUGAUUAAAAUUGUUAGAGAUAUCUAUAUACUGAACAGGGAAAGGUCAAUGAUGCAGUAAAUAUUUUUCUACUCUAACUUGUUCUGUUCAUGUAGCUCAUAUGAGGCAUAAUACCAUAUCUUUUUAAAAAGGUAAACACUACUGCUUUAGGGUAUGAUAAGACAUACUUUUUCUCCUUAAAAUAAUAAAGUAUGCUUCUUUAGAACAUCCUGUUUCCCCUUUUACUGCCAUACAAGUUUUAGUAUGUUCAAUUGGCAUGUGUUACAUGAACAUCAUUAAAAUCAAAAGAGAAAAAUAUCACUUUCCAGGUAUAAAUACUUUGAAAUGUUUGUGUAACAUUUAAAGUAAUGAAAAAGUAAACUACUUUUGUAACUAGGUGAUGAGUCUUAUCUAUUUAGAUUUAUUCUGCAUUGGAAUAGGCUUUCAAUUUCUAUGGAGUCAAGAAACUUUUAUGUGGAAUGAAUAUGCCCUCAGAGUUGAUAUCCAGUAGACCAAUAUCUUCACAAUUUAUCGUUCUAGUGAUUAGUAACAGUUAAAAUAGCGUUAUUUUAAAGCUAUAUUUUAAGAUACUACUGUCCUAAUUACACCUUUCUGUGCUUCUUGUACCAAAAGGAUCAUAUAACUGUCUAAAUAUGUGGAGGUUCUCUUUUGAGCCAGUUGGUAUAACUGAAUCUUACUAUUUAGAUUAAAAUUUUCACAAACUGCUAAGUAACUUUUACAUUUUAUGUCCAGUCAUGUUGACUAGGAAAAUGUCAGUCUUCAUACAGCCAUCACACCUAAUUAGGUAGUGUGUUAAAGUUAAGGGACAGUGUUCUACAACAUGCUAGUAAAUAAUUCUAAUUACUACUCCUAACAUGUGCCUUUAAUUUUCAAUCUUUUCAUGGCAUUUGUAUCUUUGAUUUUGUCCACUAGAGUGCAUCCUAAAUAAACGCACUGGUGGUUCUGUCAGUUAUCGCCCAUGAAAACUACAACUUCUGAUCUUAUUUUUAACUGUGGCAGCUCAUAUUCCCCAUUUUUCUUUCUAGAGAAAUUUUUGGAUGGACACUUUUAUCAGAAAACUGCUUAACAAGAGUUAAAAUAAAAUGGUAGAUUCCAAUUUACCUGUUCCUUUGUUGGUCUAUUGUGUGCUGAACAUGAGUUCUUCACAUGUUACAGGAAUUCCCAUUUGCUUCAGAAUUUGGUAUGCAUAAGCCUGGUGCAUUAUACAGUGUUAUGGGAAUUCUUAUGUUGGAUAUGUGACUAGAGAGUAAACAGUUCUUGUCUCAGUGCUUUCUUGAGUUGCAAAGCAGCCUGCAGGUCACUUGGAAAUGGAGUCUGCAACAAAGAUGACGACUUCUGUGGUGUCUAAGCCUGGAGGAAAAUUAAGACAUCUUAAAAUCACCUUUGCCUUCUGAAAUUCAGCCUUCUUUGGAGUAUAGCAAGCUAAAGUGUGGAACAGAAGAAAAGACGCUGACACCAGAUCAUCUUCAGGGAGGAGUUUUGUUAGUUUUAGUCCUUUAUGCCUAUUUCAGUACAACAGGAAAAAAACUUGGGAGGAAAAAGGAGCGUCAUAAUGAAACUGUGUCUGUAAGCCUGAAGGUCUUUUGGAGCAGCAUCACAGUCAUGAAUGGGCCAGUGGAUGGCUUAUGCGAUUACACACUGGAUGAUGAAGGGGCUUUCAUGUUCACGUCAGAAUCGGUGGGAGAAGGACAUCCAGAUAAAAUCUGUGAUCAAAUCAGUGAUGCUGUACUAGAUGCCCAUCUCAAACAGGACCCAAAUGCCAAGGUUGCUUGUGAGACAGUAUGUAAGACAGGAAUGGUGUUGCUCUGUGGGGAAAUCACGUCUCGUGCUAUUGUGGAUUACCAGCGAGUUGUCCGAGAUGCAAUUAGACAUAUUGGCUAUGAUGACUCUGCUAAAGGCUUCGACUACAAAACCUGUAAUGUUUUAGUGGCAUUGGAACAGCAGUCACCAGAUAUUGCCCAAGGUGUUCAUCUACACAGGAAUGAAGAGGAUGUUGGUGCUGGAGAUCAGGGUUUGAUGUUUGGUUAUGCAACAGAUGAGACAGAAGAAUGCAUGCCUCUAACAAUCAUUCUUGCUCAUAAACUAAAUGCCAGGUUAGCAGAGCUGAGGCGUAAUGGAGAACUUCCUUGGUUGAGACCCGACUCUAAGACACAGGUCACCGUUCAGUAUAUCCAGAAGAACGGCGCAGUCAUCCCGGUGCGCGUUCACACCAUUGUGAUAUCUGUGCAGCACGAUGAGAGCAUCUCCCUGGAGAAUAUGCGCAGGACCUUGAGGGACCGUGUGAUCCAGGCUGUUGUCCCUGCCAAAUACUUGGAUGAGAAAACAGUUUACCACCUUCAACCUAGUGGGCGUUUUGUCAUCGGAGGGCCUCAGGGUGAUGCUGGUGUUACUGGUCGAAAGAUCAUUGUGGAUACUUACGGUGGCUGGGGAGCCCACGGAGGCGGUGCGUUUUCUGGCAAAGACUAUACCAAAGUGGACCGGUCAGCAGCGUACGCAGCCCGUUGGGUGGCCAAGUCUCUUGUGAAAGCUGGGCUCUGUCGCCGUGUUCUAGUUCAGGUUUCUUAUGCUAUUGGGGUUGCUCAUCCGCUGUCCAUUUCGCUGUUCACUUAUGGAACUUCCCAAAAAACAGAGAAAGAGCUGCUGGACAUUGUGCACAAAAACUUUGAUCUUCGUCCUGGAGUCAUUGUCAGGGAUUUGGAUCUAAAAAAGCCCAUUUACCAGAAGACUGCAUGUUAUGGUCACUUUGGAAGAAAUGAAUUCUCAUGGGAGGUGCCUAAAAAGCUUGUAUUUUGACACUAGCUGUGACCCUUCUAAAAACAGAUAGGAAGAGAAGUCCACUAAUGAUGAGGAUGCUUCCAAAAAUCAAAUUUGACAGCUUUGUAGUCAACAAAAGGAAUUUUAGAUUUUAAAUGGGAAGAAAGAAAAGGAUAUUUUCUUGGAAAUUGAUUUUUUUAGCCCUUGGUGUCUUUCUUUACCUAAAAUACAAAGCAGACUCUGUAUUUAAUCUGUUUUGGUUUUUUUAAUCAAUAUAAGGCAACAAAAUACAGUUUACUUUUUAUUGCUGCUCUGUUGGUUCUUUUGAUAAAGGCAAAGUAUGACUCAGGUACUAAUGGUUGAACCUCAAACCUUUCAUGGGCAAACACAAAGAUGACUUUCCCAACUCUGACUAAGGACCUGCAGGCCUCUUGCUUUUUAAUUAGACAAUGGGAAAUUCUGGGGUCCAAUUUCCUUACUGGAGUUAGCAUUGUGUACAGUUGGGGGUUGCUUUGAUGGGAGAAGGCUGAAUAUCACCCAACUUUGUCUUGGCCUCUUUUAUAGGAGAUGUUACCAUAUGUGUAAUAUUUAAGUCAUCUUCACUGAUGUUACUGUUGUGUUUCAAUUACCUGUGUUUUUGAAACAUAAGUGUUCUGUAAAACAACAGCCAUAGAAUAAAAGCCUUUUUCCUACUA